Anisakis simplex (herring worm) is the source of this 615-nucleotide messenger RNA. The record is from the annotation of a GenBank genome assembly. NCBI's taxonomy places the organism in Eukaryota, Metazoa, Nematoda, Chromadorea, Rhabditida, Anisakidae.
AUGGGCAAUUUCAAAGCCGAUGAGGGACGAGAAAGAAAAAUUGGGACCCUCACGACAAUAUUCGUAUUCUGGAUACCACCACGUGAACACAAGAUAACGUUCUCGAACUCAAUUUUCGUCGCACUAAGUUUCUACUAUUUGAUUUUAAUUGAUUUGAUUCCACCAACUUCUCUUGUCGUUCCACUCCUCAACAAGUAUCUGCUAUUCACACUUGCAUUGGUUUGUGCAUCAAUAUUGAUCAGUGUGGUCAACGUGAAUAUCUACCGAAGACAAGGCACAUUCUACAAAAUGUCAGACUGGAUGCGAUGCUUAUUUGUUCGAACACUACCAAAAUUCUUAAACUUAAAAAUGUUGACGGUUCAAGAUGCUGACGACCACUCUUCAUCAAGUUUUCUUUCGCAUAGCGAUGACUCAUCUGAAGACUCGAGUUGUCCAACUGAUUCGGCAAUUCGUAAAUAUACGCUACCGUCGUUUGCUGAGCCUAUCACACCAAAGAUGCGAUUGCUCAGUCUAUGCGAGGUAAGUGACGUGGAUGAUUGCCGUAAAACUUUAGACCUGCUGUUGCACUUUUCUAUGAGAAUCGUCGAAGGAUUCGAGGCAUUUUCCGUCUUGUGA